AUGAAGCGGAAGGCCACAACCACCGAUGGACCACGUAAGUUCCCAAACUACACGACCAUCCUUGAUGAGAGUGACUUAACUGUUACUCUCAUCAAGGAAGCACUAGAACUGAUUCCACUGAUCGAUAACGUAAACGUAAGACGUUCUUUUGUAGAUCGAUGGAUUGUAGAAUGCUCACAACAUGAAAACUUGUUGUCUAGCAUCCUAAAAUCGAUGUAUUUUACACAUCAAAAGCAGAGAUGUGUGAGCAUUCUGCAAUCCAUCAUUAGAUUUCGCGCGUUGUUCGAAUCUCACAUUGUAGAUGGCGCUGGAAUCGGUGAUCCAGACAUUAAUAAACGCGUUCGCUGGGAAGAGUGUGAGAGUGCAUUUGCGUGUAGACUGUACACCAAUGCAGUCCUAAACCUAGUCCACAUUGAUGUUAGCGCGUUUUUGGACGAUGCGUCCACGCUUUUUCAAGAUCACAUAAAAGGUGCCUUAAAUAAGAAUGGACCCAUUUUAGUGUAUGGUGUUCUCAUCGCCAACUUUAAGAGGGUUGAGAAUGGUGAGGAGGUUGUUAAGCCUAUCCCUUUCGGAUGCAAGGCUAACAGCAUCUUCCCCACCUCGGUUUUAGAUGAUUGGUUCGAUGAGAACAUAAAGCAACCAAUACUGCGCAGUGUCGAAGAGUUUUAUGAAAAGGGUUCAAAUUGGAGCCUGCAGUCGAUUAUAAGGCUCGAAAUCAAUGUUAAUAAGUAUAAUCCGAUGCGUGCAAGCUCUUAUAUUCGUUUACCUGCGCAAAUUAAAAACAAGAAUGCAUGCAUUAAUGUUGAAAACAAAGACAAACAAUGUUUUAAAUGGGUAGUAUUGUCAGCUUUGCAUCCAAAUGUAUCACAUCCUGAACGAGUUUCCAGUUUGAAAAGUUUUGAAGAUGAGUUAAAUUUUGAGGGAAUGGAAUUCCCAGUAACGUUAAAAAAUGUCCCAAAAUUUGAAAAGCAGAAUAAUAUUUCGAUUAAUGUUUACGGUUUAUUAAAAAGUUAUGGUAACUUUUCAGUGCAUCCUCUUCACCUCACUGCGGAAAAAAGGGAUAAACAUGUAAAUCUCUUGUACGUUGCGGAUACGUAUGCGGAUGAGAGUGUUGAAGAGAAUGUAAUAUGUGAUGGCGGUGAUUUUUUGAAUUUCCAUUAUGUAUGGAUAAAAGACUUAUCACGCCUUGUAUCGAAACAAUUGUCUGCUAAAAAUGGUAAAAAACAUAUAUGUGACAGAUGCUUACAUUAUUUUUUUUCCGUAGAUAGACUGAAUGAACAUCUCGAAAAUUGUAAAAAAAUGAAUGAGUGUAAAAUUAAAUUACCAAAGCCUGAUAAGAGUUUAAUCACAUUUAAAAAUUAUAAAAAUAAAGAAAAGGUACCAUAUGUAAUUUACGCCGACUGUGAAAGUCUACUUCUUCCCGCCGAUGAAGAUGUAGAUAAUUUAAGUAAGACUGAAGUGUUCCAGCGACAUAAAUUGUUAAGCAUAGGCUAUUUUAUAAAAUGUAGUUACGACGAAUCAUUAUGUAAAUAUGUACCUUGUCCGAAGCAUGAAUCCGACCCUGCCAAAUGGUUUUCUGAGGAAUUAAGGCAAUUAUCUGAAAAAAUUGAUAAUGUCUUUAAAAAUCCAUUACCAAUGACUGCAUUAACUCCUCAAGAAAUCAGCGAUUUUAAGCGAGCGACAAUAUGCCAUAUUUGUCAUCAGAAAAUAGCGGCAAGCGAUAAAAAAGUCCGAGAUCAUUGUCAUCUUACUGGCAAGUAUAGGGGUGCUGCCCAUGAAUCAUGCAAUCUGAAUUAUCAAGAUUGUCAAACGAUCCCUGUAGUUUUCCAUAACCUAAGUGGCUAUGACGCCCAUUUUAUAAUUCACGCAAUUUCUACGAGCUUUGAUGGGAAAAUUGACCUCCUACCCAUUAACAAGGAGAAGUAUAUCGCCUUCACAAAACAUGUUAAGGGGAGUGAGGUCAAGUUUCGAUUCAUUGACUCUUUCAGAUUCAUGGCAGCAUCCCUAGAAAAACUCGCAUCCUACUUGGAUGAGUAUAAAAUUGUAAACGCCGUUUUUGCCAGUACGGUGACUGAUCCGGAUAAAAUUAAGUUAUUAACGCGAAAGGGUGUUUUCCCCUAUGAGUACUUUGACUCAAAAAGUAAGCUUGAUGAGACAGAAUUGCCCCCGAAAGAGAAAUUUUACAGUACUCUUUAUGAUGCCGGUAUUUCUGAUGAAGAUUAUGAGCAUGCGCAGAAAGUUUGGUCCGAAUUUGAUUGUCAAAAUCUCUACGACUAUGUCCACUUGUACAUGAAAACAGAUGUAUUGUUACUUGCCGAUGUCUUUGAAAACUUCCGCGAACAAUGUGUUAUUGCGUACAAGUUAGAUCCUGCACACUAUUAUACGACUCCAGGUUUAACUUGGGAUGCUAUGCUCAAGUACACGAGUAUAGGAUUACAACUUAUAACCGAUAUUGAUAUGAUUAUGUUUGUUGAGUCGGGUAUCAGAGGUGGCAUUAGUCAAUGUUGUAACCGCUAUGCAAAAGCGAAUAAUCCAUAUAUGGAGAAUUUCGACGAAAACGAAGAUACAAGCUAUCUCAUGUACUUCGAUGCCAACAAUUUGUAUGGCUGGGCAAUGGCUCAAUCGCUCCCUUAUGGUGGUUUCAAAUGGGUUGAAAAUGUUGACGACUCUUUUAAUUUUCAUGUACCUGACGAUUCCCCUGUUGGGUACAUCCUAGAAGUUGAUUUGGAGUAUCCGAAAGACAUUCAUGAUACUCAUAAAGACAUGCCAUUCUGCGCUGAAAAUAAGAAACCUCCAUUGUCAAAACAGGAGAAAUUGUUAACCACUCUCAUGCCUAAAGAAAAAUAUGUUAUUCAUUAUCGAACGCUAAAACAAGUUGUGGCAAACGAUAUUAAAAUUGUGAAAAUCCACCGUGUCUUACAGUUUAAGCAAUCAACCUGGCUUAAACCAUACAUCGACUAUAACACAAUGAUGCGAACCAAUGCUAAAAAUGAGUUCGAAAAGAAUUUGUUUAAGCUUAUGAACAAUGCGGUGUACGGCAAGACGAUGGAAAAUGUCCGCAAACAUGUUGACAUUAAACUCGUCACAAAAUGGUUUGGCCGCUAUGGAGCUGAAGCUCUAAUCUCCCGCCCAAAUUUCAAAAGUCGAGCAAUUUUCGACGAAGAUCUGGUUGCUAUUGAAUUGCGCAAAGUCGAGGUACUACUCAACAAACCAAUCUAUGUAGGGUUAAGUGUGCUUGAUAUAUCUAAGACGCUAAUUUACGAUUUCCAUUAUGGUCACAUGUUGAAAAAAUACGGCGAUGCUUGUAAACUGCUGUAUACCGAUACAGACAGUCUUAUCUACGAAAUCAAGUGUGAAGAUAUUUACAAAGACAUGAAAAAAGAUAUUGACAAGUUUGAUACAUCUGAUUAUCCCGCGAAUAACGUCUAUGAUAUUCCGCAAGUCAACAAAAAAGUCCUCGGCCUCAUGAAAGAUGAGUGCAACGGCAGAAUUGUAACUGAAUUUGUUGGCUUGCGGAGUAAGAUGUACAGUGUACGGGUCGAAGAUAAAGAUUUUAUUAAAAAAGCUAAAGGUGUUAAAGCCGGCGUUGUUAAAAAGACCAUUCAAUUUGAUGAUUAUGUAAAAUGUCUAAGAGAUUUUGAUAUUCAAACUCGCACACAGUAUAAUAUAAGAUCGCGGCUACACAAUGUUGAAACUGUUAAACAGUUGAAAGUAGCCUUAUCUCCACAAGACGAUAAACGGUAUUUGUUACCGGGGAGUACCGAUACUCUACCGUGGGGUCACUAUGCGAUCCCAAAUCUCGACGAUUUGUAA
Molecule: messenger RNA, 3813 nt
Organism: Leptopilina boulardi
Lineage: Eukaryota; Metazoa; Arthropoda; Insecta; Hymenoptera; Figitidae
Exons: 1
Coding region: 1-3813 (1270 amino acids)
Source: RefSeq, a predicted model, not a curated record